CCUUCCGUAACACUUUCGUAAUAUCCAGUUUUUACACGAAGCUUCUUUAGAUAAACCUUUUACAUUGUUUUAUAAAUAAUUAUUGUUCCUAUUGAACAUUGACAAAAAAUUAUUUAAAAACUCUCAUAAUGCUUACUUGAAUUUUCAUUUCAUCACAGGAUCGUGAGCGUUUUAAAGGAAAUUCGAAAGAACUGUAAUGUUCGCGGCAGGAAUAGCAGGAGUUGGUGUUUUCUAUGCUGGCAUCUUGGGAGUGAGUAUCUGGGCAGCAACUUCGAAAAAGAAAAAAAUACCCAACAAAUCUCUAGAUGGCUUGAUUGUGGAGAAUCGAAAACUCGGUUUGAUACUUGGAAUUUUCACACUUGUCGCAACAUGGGUCGGAGGAGUUUUCGUAAAUGGCACGGCAGAGGCUAUGUUCUCCAAGGGACUGGUUUGGUGUCAAGUACCUAUCGGCUACAGUUUCAGUCUCCUUUUCGGUGCGAUAUUGUUUGUAAAACCAAUGAGAAAAGCUGACUAUGUGACUCUACUAGAUCCAUUUCAACAGAGAUAUGGUGCACAGUUCGGUAGUUUAUUUUUUCUUCCAGCACUCAUAGGCGAUCUUUUGUGGUGUGCUGCUGUGAUAAAAGCUCUUGCAAAUACAAUCAGUGUCAUCACUGAAGUUGAUAAUAUCAUAAGUGUCACGGCAGCUGCACUGCUCACUAUUAUAUACACGACAUUUGGCGGACUUUAUAUGGUUUCCGGUACAGAUGCUCUUCAAUUGGUUUGUGUUAUGCUUGGAUUGGCUACUGCAACUCCCUAUGUGAUAUUAAACUCACCUGCACCACUAGAAAAAAAGCUCACUCAAAAAGAUUGGCUGGGUGAAGUUGAAUCACAAGACCUGGCUGAAUGGAUCGAUGGCUUACUUUUACUUAUAUUUGGUGGAAUUCCAUGGCAGGGAUACAUUCAACGGAUUCUUAUGAUGAAAACAACAUCAACGGCUAAAAUAGCAUCAGUAGCUUCAAUGAUUUGCUGUUUGAUACUAGCGAUUCCACCAGCAUUGAUUGGACUUAUAGCGAGAGGUACCGAUUGGUCCGUCAUUGAAGAUUUUAAUCGAACAACGCCAACGUCAAGUUUCAAUAAUGGUUCAAUUUUACCAAUUAUUCUAAAACAUUUCACUCCUCAGUGGGUUGCUUUUGUUGGAUUAGGAACUAUUUCUACCACAGUCAUGUCAUCUGCUAACAGCAGCAUUUUUUCUAGCAGUUCUAUCUUUUCACGCAACAUUUACAGAAUGACUAUUAGACCUAAGGCAUCUGAAAAAGAAUUAACUUGGAUUCUAAGGAUUACCCUCAUUUUUAUAGCUCUUUUGUCUGCUGGAAUUGCUCUCGUCGUUCAAAGUGUCUAUUACUUGUCGUUCUUAUCAUCGGACCUGGUAUAUGUCGUUCUGUUUCCACAAUUAUUAGCUGUACUCCAUUGGCCUUCGUUGGUUGAUACUUAUGGAUGCCUUGCGGGAUACAUUGUUUCUAUAACUUUACGAAUAGCAGGAGGUGAAAAAGGAGUGGGUUUGCCGCCGUUAAUUUAUUACCCCUUCUUCGAUCAUCGUACUCAAACCCAAAAGUUUCCAAUUCGCACAACAGCCAUGAUAUUAUCAGUUAUAACUCAAUUGAUUGUUAGUUUUAUUACAAGAAAAAUUUUCGAUGGUACAACUUGUUGUCCUCGACACUGUGAUUUUUUAGGAAUUUAUGCCUCAGGAAAGUCAAAAGAGCAAUCUAGCGUUGCUCAAAGUAGUUCUGGUGCUGCACUUCUACUUAUUGAUUCAGUCAUGACUGAAGGUUCAGCUGGUCGUGAUUCAACUGAUAGUCAAGAAGAUGAUCGGCCUAGUUAUGAGGAUUCACGAACUUCUGAAGACACUAUCAACUACAGUACAUUUGGCGAACGACCUGAUUAUACUCUGCGACGUGGAAUGAGUGUCCAAAAUACUCCAAUUUCACGAAUAAAUAGAACUUUUCCAAAGAAUGUAACACAAACACCCGGUAGAAAUCGAGUUCAACAUUCCCAUCUUAAUAACUUGGAUGGACAAAUUCUAGGUGUUAGAAAUUUACCCACUACACCAUUAAAUCAAGUUCUAUUAUCUAAUGAAAUUAAUCAUAAUAAUACAUUAAAAAUGGUUCCUCCUCCCGUAAUUAGCAAUACUCCUGUUACAUCAGCCUAUUCUACUUAUGGAAAAUUUACGAAUAUCGAGAAAGCUAAGGAAAUAGAAAAGAACGGCGAUCGAAAUUCUUUGGAAUUGAAUCUUAAUCUUAAUCUGAACCUUCAAGAAGCUCCUGUAGGAGUUGUAAAGAAAAAUGUUGUUGGGGUAAAACUUGUUGGCAUGGAUGGAACAACUACAUUGCGUCGGCCGUCUCAGGGUACUUUUUCACCAACUCCAUCAGUUGAAUUAGUACACAUUUUGGAUAGAAGACAAAGUGGUAGUUCCCCAUUUGGACCACCAUCUUUGUCACCUGUACCCGGUGUUGAAGCUUGUAAAAUUCAUGGCACAGCAGUUGGAGGAGCUGGAAAUGAGCAUUGCAGAAUUAAACGAGGCAUUGUACGACAUCAUAGUUUUAACGAAACGGGUGAUAGAACUUUAACUACUCUUGCAAGACAGCCAACUUAUCCUAGCAUGCCUUUAAGAUCUGAAGAUUGUCGAAUGACUUUGAUGAAGAAAGACAAGAAACCAAGUGAAACCAUUGAACGACAUUCAUCUGUAGCCGAUGAAAAAUGUCUUAUUGGAGGCCGCGGUUUGGUAUUAAGUCCUAGCUACAGUAUGUAUGGAUCAGUAGUAACUGAUCAUAGUUAUUUUUUAGCUGAAGAUGAAGCUAUUAGUAGAUUUUAAUUUUAACUCUUGUAUAUUAUAAUUAAGUAUGAUUCAACGGCAUUAAUGCUUUUUUGUAAUAUGUCAAAACGUAUCUGAACAAAUGACCACUUAACAGAAGAUUUUUUAUAAUUUUAAUUUAUUAAUCUUAUAAUAGUUUAAGUAAGUAGAGUGAUAAUUACAAAAAAAUUUUAAUUAUUGAAUGUUAUUCGCUCAAUAAUUUUAUUUGAUACAAUUUUUGUCAUUUUUAUUACCAUAAAGCCAUUUUUACACAAUAUUAACUAUUUUAUAUGAAUAGUUGAACAAAGUUUAAUCCAAAAAUUACCUAUCGAACUCAGUCUUAACUAUUCAGGAUAAAUUAUUUUUUAAUAUUAAUUCUUUUUCUUUAAAUUCAACUUAUCAAAUAUGAUUCGGUAUAAGAGUAAAGUAAAUAAUUGACUAGUCAUUUAUCGAAAAAUAUGCCAAAGAAUAGAUAUUAUUUAAAAUAUUAUUAAAUUACAAAAAGACCAAAAGUAUUAAAAAGAUUCUAAUACUAUAAUCUAUCUUCCAUGUAAUUAUAAUCUAAAAUUGGACAAACUAAUAAAUUAGUUUCAACUUAUGCAGUGAAAAAUGUUUUAAGUUGAUUUUUACGAUUUGUCUUGAAGGUCAUGUAAAAACUUCACUGAAUUGACUGAAACUGAAAUUAGACAUUGUACAAAUGACAUCUUCCUCCUUUAUCUUCGUAGUUUUUAUUUUUAAAAAGUUGACGGAAAUUAAUUGUAAAUAAAUCAUUUUAAUAAUAAGAGGUAUCCAGAAUGAUUGAUAAUAUUCAGAGUAUUCAUUUCUGGAAAUGGGAUAUUAAUAAAAUGUUAAUAAAUCAUUUAACUUUAAUUAUUAUUAUAAUUAAUAAAAUAAUUUAAGUGAAAAAACUACCAUUAAAUAAAAUAAAUAAGUAUGUAAUAAGGAAAU
This is a messenger RNA of Chelonus insularis, 3775 nucleotides long. RefSeq names its product high affinity choline transporter 1-like. The coding region runs from base 197 to 2848 and encodes 883 amino acids. Lineage: Eukaryota; Metazoa; Arthropoda; Insecta; Hymenoptera; Braconidae. The record is from RefSeq and is a predicted model, not a curated record. Gene Ontology annotation, biological process: choline transport; acetylcholine biosynthetic process; transmembrane transport. The transcript has 12 exons. Gene Ontology annotation, molecular function: choline:sodium symporter activity. Gene Ontology annotation, cellular component: plasma membrane.